Vitrella brassicaformis is the source of this 2214-nucleotide messenger RNA. The record is from the annotation of a GenBank genome assembly. NCBI's taxonomy places the organism in Eukaryota, Vitrellaceae.
GAAGAAACUCUGAAGUAGAAUAACCCGUCUGACACAUCACGCAUACACACAUCAUCUACAUGAACUCCCUUUGAGGUCUGUUACGGGUGGGCGACGGCAAGGCGAUCUCCUCGGCCCUGGCGGCCUUGCUGAGGGCUACCCCCCACACCCACUAAAUCAAUGCUGAGCAAAACACACACGGGCGGGCACGUAAGUGUAUGCACAUCUGUGUCUGUCUGUGUAGGUACAUACCCAAUGGACAGACACCCACCCACGGGCCAACCAAACAUCAAUCAUUCCCCAAGCCUUCUCUACCAACUGCACUUAUUGACCGCCCUGGAAUCGGCGGGAAUCGAUCUGAACUCCAUCGUCAGCUUCUCCCACCACUUUCCCUGCCGAAACACGUCGACGGUGCGGAUGUCUUCUGUCUCCACAGUCUCGUUCUUGUAGGUGAAGCGCGCCCAUGCAGUCACAGUGCGAUUGUCGGGUGCCGAGAGGUAGUCCACAAGUUUCUGCACCUCCACCAGAGGCACAGCUCUGCCGGCGAGGUGGCUCCGCGUGACCACGUCCUUCCCACACGAGUCGAACGUGACCAGGUCCUCUUGAUAACUGAAGAUCUUCAGGGGAUUCGACCCUAAUAGCAUGUGGUUGGAGUUCAAACCCUCUGUCCUCAAGUUACUAAACAUCUGGACAGACACAGACAAUGAAUGGCACACAGGAAGAUCUACGCUGGUGCUUCUGUCUCUCUGUCUGGCGGCGUUAGUUGUGUCCAUGUGUGUGCGCAGCUGUGUGGGCUUACGGUCGCCACACCACAUGUCCGCAGCCCGAGGUACGGCGAGGAGAAGAAGAGCAUAAACAAAAUGGCAAGCAGCCACCCGCCAACUCUGACGUGUUUGGAGGCCUCAAUGAAGCCCGUGAAGGUGGCUUUCGAGACGCGCAUCAUGUCCUUCAGCAAAGGGAAGAAGAAAUAUGCCGUCGAAACGAUAAAUGCAUGAGCCUGCACGGCAAAGGAGAAGAGAGACGAAAGAGAAAAGUUGGGGUGGUCACGCGACUAGUGGUGGUCUGUCCGUGCCUGUAUGGGGUGGAAGACGUCGUCAUAGCCGCCCAGCCAGAAGACAAGGCCGAUGUCGAGUGCCGCAAUCACGUUGAUCCACAUGUAUGUCUCAAAUCGGGCGACGAGAGAGUGUGACAGCAGCACGUCACGGGGCAGCGACAGGGACACGAAGAUGAAGACAAACACGUUGACUAAGGCGCUGAAGUCCACAAACACCGCCAUCGACAGCUGACAGGGGGGACACGAACCGCCACAGAGAGUACACACAGCACAGCGGACGGAUGAGAGAGAACGCCCUAUCUGUCUUCUGUACCUUCAUGUGCAUGAAGAGAACGAAUGCCAGUAUGUAUGGCCUGAUGUUCUUGGACCACACCAUAAACGCACCGCCGGCCUCCCAUACAAUCACAAGCACCCCCAGAACCAGAUUCAGCGAGGGGCCAGGGUUGAUUUGCAUCCCCCAGGCCCUCGAUAUCCGCUGCGUGAACGAGAAGGCGCAGCCGUGAGGCGUCGAGAAAAAGUCCCAGUUCAACUUGUGAAAGCCAGCGAAGAGGUAGAUGAGCGAGAAGAGAUGCGGCAUAACGGGUAUCACGCUCUCUUUGAGAGCUUCCUCGAUCUCGGCCGCAACGUCCCUCCAGCCCCGUCUUCGUUUGUCUGGCCGCAAUAGUCUCAACAGCACGCACAAUAGGAUGUAGCCGUCUAUGAUCAUCUCGAUGUUGCCGUGGUUGGACAUGUCGGGCCAUGAAGGCGCCUGCUCGGUCAUGUAGGCUAGGAGGGACACACAGAAGAUUAUCGGGUUCUUGGAAAUCCCAUACACCAAAAGGAGGCCAACGAAAAGGAGUCCCGCAGAGUAGCUUUCCCAUUCCUCUGUUUCGUCAGCCAACUGAGCCACCAGAUAGAGCCCACAGACGACGAAAAUCACUGGGUCUGCUUUCUCGUACUCAAUCGGUUUCAGACAACGGCGCAGAAAGCCGUAUGGGCCGGGGGCAAGGCCGGGGGAUACUCCCUUGCCGUCAUUGCCUUCGUUGGCUGAGUCCUCGGACUGCGGGCCGUGCUGGUCUUGCUUCAGCAUCAUCACGCGGCACGUACACAGCGCCCUGGUCUGCUCUCUUUCGCAGGGGACUCUUCAGGACAAACAAAGCGGCUUCUUUGCUUCGGAUUCUGCCACUCAGCGUCUCCUCUCU